AAGAGGGGAAAGCUGAAGGUUCAUCAGAUUCGCUUGUUUUUUUCUCAGACAGUUGAAGUUCAAGUUACUGUCAGAAACAUCAGCCUGGUGGAAACAUUGACUCACCUUUAACCAUGGAUUGGUUUUGUUUCUUAAAAAUGAUAUUCUUCCUUCUGAUAGUGCUGAUCACGAUGGCCAGUGCUGAAGCACAAGAGAGUAAAGAAAUGAGUUUGAAGAGGACAAAAAGAGAGUGGAUCCUUCCUCCUUCCAAGUUGGAGGAGAAUACCAAUUACACCCAUUUGGAAUUCAUUGCUAAGAUUCGCUCUGAUAGAGAUAGACAAACGACGGUUGAGUAUUUCCUUACAGGAGAAGGAGCUGACAAACCACCCUACAACCUUUUUACAGUCGACCACAACACCGGCUUUAUAAGGAUUCAUGACAUUCUGGACCGGGAAAAGUACCCUUGCUACAAUCUAACAGGUAUAGCCAGAUUCAAAGACGGGAGCGAAGCAGAGGAAAACAUCCCACUGGUCGUCACUGUCGUGGACCAAAAUGAUAAUGCUCCUUAUUUUGAGACGCACUAUGGGAAUAUUACCGAGGCUAGCAAAGAAGGAACCCUGGUUAUGAAGGUUGAGGGUAAAGAUGAUGAUGAUCCUAAAACUCCUAAUGCACAGAUUGCAUACAGAAUCAUCAGUCAGGAGCCAAAAGGCAAAGACAUGUUCUAUAUAAAUGAAGACACGGGGGAACUUUUCGUUGGUAAACACUUACUGGACAGAGAGACACAUGACUUCUACAAACUAGUUAUAAAAGGAACGGAUAUGAAAGGUAAAGCAGGGGGGAAAUCGGGCACAGGAACCGUGGAGAUCAAAGUCCUGGACAUCAAUGACAACAUCCCUACUCUGGAAAAAUCUGAGUAUGCUGGCUCAGUGGAUGAAAAUGUUGCUGAUGUAGUUGUGAUGAGAAUCAAAGCGUUGGACAAAGACCUUGAAGGCUCAGACAACUGGCUGGCUGUCUUUACCAUCGCCAAAGGAAACGAGGAUAAUCUCUUUUCUAUUGAGACAGACAAAGAAACCAACGAGGGCAUUCUGAAGCUGAUCAAGGCUGUAGAUUUUGAAGAAGUACAGAAUCUUGAGCUUGGCAUCCUCAUCGAGAAUGUGGCCCCUUUUGUACAAGGUAGUGCAGUACUGAUGGAUGUGGACGUCCAGGUUGGAGAAGGUGGUCCUGUGGCUGCUGGAGCCGGAGCUGGAGCCGGUGCUGGAGUCGGAGCUGGAGUUGGAGUCGGAGCUGGAGCCGGUGUUGGAGUUGGUGUGGAUGCAGGAGUAGAUCUGGGGGUGGAUCUGGGGGUGGAUCUGGGUUUGGAUGUGGACCUUGGUGUGGACUUGGGACUAGAUGCUGACUUGGAAGCUGGCGUAGACGCAGGGGUUAAACCUGGGCCUGGGCCUGGAAUUGGGGUUAAACCUGCUGUCGGGCCUGGUGUCGGGCCUGGUGUUGGGCCUGGUGUCGGUGUUGGACUGAAGCCAGCCCUCAAACCAGGACCAGGAGGUCCAAAAAGCUAUCCGAUUAAAAUAGCAGUGAAAAAUGUUCCAGAGGGUCCAAAAUUUAUGCCUGACACCAAGAAAAUUCCUGUAUCAGAGGACCCCAUGGAUGCACCAGAAGAUGGAGUGCUCACUGUAUUCGCUGCUACAGAUCCAGAUACAAAAAAACCAGCUGAAAAUGUCAACUAUGCUAAAGCCUAUGAUCCAGACAACUGGUUUACUAUUGAUGAAAACACAGCUGAGAUCAAACUCAACAAGGUACCAGACAGAGAGUCCCCCUUCUUAGUCAACGGGACCUAUGUGGCCAAAAUUCUCGCUAUAACCAAAGAUAUGCCAGCGAAGACAGCCACAGGGACAAUAGCCAUACAGGUUGCUGACUCCAAUGACCACUGUCCUUCUCUGACCACUGCACGCACCAGUCUGUGCUCUGAUAAAAAAACUGUGUACGCCACUGCCUUUGAUGAAGACGUCAGUCCCAAUGCAGCGCCAUUCACCUUCCUAAUCAUACCCGAAGGUACAAAAGGAAACUGGGAUGUUGAAACCAUCAAUGAGACAACUGUUGCACUUCAUUCUAGUGAUCCCCUGUGGCCUGGAACAUAUGAGCUGGUACUAGAAGUGAAGGAUGCUCAGGGUUUGAGCUGCCCGAACCAUGAGGUUUUCACUCUGGAUGUGUGUACUUGUGUUGCGAAGGAAGACUGCAGCAAGGUGCUGAAAUCCAGAAGUGAACAGACCUCAUCUGGCUUCACUUCACAUGCGAUUGGCCCACUCAUUGGGGCUGUUUGCUUACUGAUGCUAAUCCCCUUCCUCUUGGUGUUCUGCCAGUGCCAAGCAAAGAAUAAUGUUUUCCCUGACCUGUUUAAAGACAUACCGUUUGACACAAAAGAACAUCUGAUAAACUACCACACUGAAGGUUUAGGUGAAGAUAAGGAGGUUCCGCUCUGUUCUGUUCCCAUUAAGCUGGGAAGUAAGCGGAACACUGAGACAGUACCAAUGAUGGAACUCGGCAACGGGUUCUGUGGAACCACAGAAACACGACACACAUCAAUCUACAAUGAAUUUGGUCAGUUGAUUCAGGAUACCUCCCAAAACCCAAUGGAACCUGACAACAACCCAAAGUUCUCUGAGGAUUUAUAUGUCCGUGGCAGCGACAUGGCAGGAUUUAACACGUACACUUCACUUAUGCAAGAAUCAGAAGCUUAUAUAGAGGACAUCGCUCUUCCUGAUGCUUUCCUUGAUGAUUACUACUCACAGAAAGCACUGUGUACCGAGCCAGGGAAAGAAGGUUUGCUGGCGUUCGAUUACGAAGGCAACCUUUCCUCAGCCGGCUCAGUGGGCUGUUGCAGCUUACUGGAAGCUGAUUCUGACCUGGACUUCCUGACCGACCUCGGACCAAAGUUCAAGACUCUGGCUGAAAUCUGUUCCCCUCCUUCAUUAAAGCCUCAGUUUCCUCUAACCUUUCAAACAUCCAGUGUUGUCAAAACAACAGCUUUGACUGAACCCAUCCUGCCCAAACCAGUUUUCAAGCCUAAAAUUGAGCAAGAUGUUGAGACUAAGCAGGUUGACGUGAAAUCAGAGAAAGUGACAUCAUCCUCAUCAUCAUCUACUCGUGUCGUUAAAUCAUCGUCUGUCAGUUCAGCAGGUCCCAUCUCACCAUCGACCACUCUCCCUCGCUCCAAAGUUAGCAACGUCCGUCGUUCCGCUAGCUUUAAUCAUGCUUCCACGCUCCCCUACCCAACUCAGACCGUCGUCCUACAGCAGCAGCCAAUUUAUUAUGCGGCCAGCCCUAUGAUGCAACCCAUGCACUAUGUAAUCCAACCAAAUCCAUCCAACACAUACCUGCUUGAGGAUGGGUCCAUGGUAGUCAUGAAUGAUCCUCAGGGUAUGUCCAGGUUCAUGAUGAGUGGAACUCAAAGCUCCUUUCCGGGGCUAGUUAUCCAGGGUGCUGAGGGCUCUAUAAGUCCCAAAAGCCCUGGUAGCCCUACAAGUCCACUCAGAACCACCAUGUUGCUGUCUAGUCCAACCGCCCCCCAUGGCGCAGUCUCUUUUGAAGGCUGCAAAAUAAUCGGGCCAAACCAAGCUGGUGCGUAUGUGCUGGUUAAUGAUAAGAGAAAGCCAGGUGAAGGAGAGGACAGGGACCAGGGUUCAUCUGCAGGCACUCUGCCUAGUGAUGUUGUCCUGGAGAAAAAGGCUGCUCCCCCUCAGUGGGUUUUAGGCUCAGCAGCCCAAGAGACAGACUACAGUCACGUCUUAGGUCAUGUUGUUGUUAAAAACAGGAAUAAUAUUUCACAAAACUGGCAUUUAGGUCAAAUAAAUGGGUUGUUGGUGGUGUUCAGAUCUUCUACUAGUCAGCUAAAGCUGCAGAUGAAAUGUGUGGUGACAGUGCAGCUAGGUCUGCAUACAUGUGAUCUCCAUAUGACACAAGGAUUAUUCAUACAUCUUUCAACACAACUCAGUCUUCAUCAGUUUAAAAGUCUGACUAAUAAUGAACAUACUGGUGAAGUGUAUUUUUCUAAAUGUAGCAUUCAAAAUCGAUCAUUCAGAAAAUACCAUUUUAAACAUAAACAUUGUGAAAAUACUUGCAAAGAUAUAUAUGAACUGUCCUUUAUUUAUAAUAAUGUGGGAAAUACUUCAGCAAUAAAUGUUUGGGAUUAUGUUGGUGACAUUUCCCUCAAAAUUAUGAAGGCAAAACGUAUUCUAUACAUAAUAAUAAUAUUUAGGUGUGUUUUUACUAAUGAUUUUUACCUAAUAAGUUUGUCUCUAGUGUGGACAUGGAAGUCAUUUAUCAUACAUCAUUUAGGCAAGUGUUUUAAAAAUCUCUUUUUGUUUCACCAAAAAUUUAGUCUAUGUUUGAACAGAAAAAUCCAAAAGAGUAUUAAAAAAACAAAACAGCUGGACUUCAGUUUCGUUCACUUUUUUUUUAUUUGACAUGUCCUUUAUGACUGAGAAUCUACACCAGCAUGUUUGAACAGGAAGUGUUGUUAGGGCUGUAUUUAGAGUAAUAUUUAAUUGAUCUAACUCCAUGUACAGUUUUCUGCUGAAGCUUUUCAUGCAAAAUGCAGUACAAAUGAUGGACAGUGCAAAUAAACUUAGUACAAAAAAACAGUAAAUUAGUGUUUGGUAAAUUAUUUCUUUUUUGUAACAAUGCUUCUUGACAAUAAAUCUUAUAGUG
Molecule: messenger RNA, 4683 nt
Organism: Austrofundulus limnaeus
Lineage: Eukaryota; Metazoa; Chordata; Actinopteri; Cyprinodontiformes; Rivulidae
Product: desmoglein-2
Exons: 14
Coding region: 114-4439 (1441 amino acids)
Biological process (GO): homophilic cell-cell adhesion
Cellular component (GO): desmosome; plasma membrane
Molecular function (GO): calcium ion binding
Source: RefSeq, a predicted model, not a curated record